AUGUCUUCGGAUCCCAGUCUACUGGCAAUUCUCUUUGUCUCCUCUUCUAGUAAAGGCUCGCAUCUUGUCUUUCGAUGGCCCGCUCGUCCCAAGGCCGUCCCCCGCUUGGCCAGGCCACUUCCCAUUGUGCGGCAACUAGACUAUGCGUGGCGUGCAGCGCAUCCAACCGAUGCAGCAAAUGCAGAACCAGAGGACAAGCCGUUCUCGCUCAGUAAGGCUCAUCGCCAUCAGGACGCGACACGCACAUACCCACAGCAGUCGCACCAACGAUCACACAGUGAUAUAAAGGAGGGUAGUACCUCGUACGUCGACGCACUCGAGAUUGCCCAAAGUCCUGCCUACGAAUGGCGAUUGCAGGAAUGGAGCGACCCCUUGAAUAGCUUUGCACCACACGCGGCUGGUCCGAUUGGACCUGGUGGAGUUUCAGGAGCCGGUGUAAGCGGUACCACUGGCGGAUCACACCAAAGGAGUUCAGGUGGUCAAAGCUCCUCGUCGCGCAAGAAAACGUCAAAUAUCUCAUCCCCAUACUCGGUAUCAGAGCAUGGUGAUCCAGAUUUCGAAUGGGUAUUGGGCUACCGAACAAAGUUGCUCGCAGAACACCUGUUUAGAUUCGACCGAAAUCUUUGCAAUCAGCGCUUUGAACUUGUUCUCGAAGAGCUCCUCUUCCUAGGGCACCCAGUUUGUAUUGGAGAUGACGGAACGUGGCAGUGGGAACAGCUGUACAGCGACCCCAAACCGAAGACGGAUGUCGAGGUCGAUGGGGAAACGCUAGACAAGAAAGACCCGAAGAAUGAAGCAUCAUUGAAAAGCUUUCAUUUUAUCCUCGUCCUUGAUCGUCCCGGUCCGGCCUGGGGAGGCGCUGCCAACCAAACUCGUUUCGUAGACGUCUACUACGAACAGCUCGCUGUCAAGAUGACAGCCGCACUUCACUUUGAACAGUCGAGAGAUGGGUACGUCGAGCGUGAAACCGACCUCCUAGUUGAUCUGAUGGAGGCUGAGACUUACGCCGAAUUCGAAAAGGUGGCUUUACAGAAGUCAUCUUUAGCACGCGCGAUACGCGACAUUUUCGUUGCAGUACAAGGCCGGCGACUUGCUCAUGUCACAGUUGGCGCAUUCGAACUAGACCUCCAGAUGCCAUGGUAUCAUUCUGAACUUCUUCUGGGUGAUUUUGAUCCCGAAGGAGCUGGCGAGUACUCGUACGACAAUGAGAGAGACGAAAGAUGGGAUCCAGGUUUCGGCAAAGGAUGGCGUGUCAAGCGAUUACAGCCGUGGAACACGCUCCUCUUCUUGGACGGAUGGGAGGCCGCAGCAGAAAUUGAACCGGAAUCAUCUGAGAUGUUGCGAUUUAGAGAGGUGCUCACUCCUGAUGUCUCAUUUGCCGAUGCAGCAACGCUCUUGGACUGGGAUCUCGAGACAGAGGUUCUGCGAAUGGCUGCAUACAUGAUCUACCUCAAAAAGGCUCAAGUCAGCGAUGUCGUGCAUCCGAAACUACUCAACAUAUAUGUGCUUCCUGCGCGUCUUAUGACACCUCUCAGCGAGCUUUCAGCAAAAUUUCGUGCAUCUUUCCCCCCGACGACCCCUCCACUGGAAAAUAUUCUUUCCGCAGUUUCUUCGGCUCCUCAAGCAUUCCUGCAUUUUGUACCUUCACAGGACCACUACGACUUAUACCAUCAAAUCCUUAUAUGGUUGCUCCGCCACAACGCACUGACUAUGCUUCACAUUCGUUUCAGGCUUAUUGCUGCCAAAGAGAUCAAAAUGGCUGUCUACGAGGCAUAUCAGGCGCGUAAGAAGCGUAUAUCCGAAGGUGACCUCGAGCGAGGACGGAAACGAAAGCCAUCUGGUUUGGGAGGACGAGAGGAACAGUCUCAGCGAUCUUCAUUACCCGACAACGAACCACCUCAGGAGAGUUCAAAGGAGAUCGAGCGAAAUGCACCAGCACAGAAAAUGAUCAUAAUCGAAGACCCGGACCUGCAGUCGCCAGAGGUCGAAGUGCCAGAGCCGUUCGAGGCAUCGCUUAUAAUGGAUCCCGGCAAGGCGACGCGGCUAGAGCAACUGUGGAUUGAAGAGAUUGCAAGGCAGAGACCUGAGUCUGAGGCUCGAUUCCUUCGAGUCUGCGAAUAUUUUGAUGGUCGGACGACUUUUGACGAGGUGCAAUACCGGUCAGGCCAGAAGCGUAACCAAUUCCGACAAAUUGUAUCAGAGUAUGAUCCAUGGCUCCUUGCGUUAUUGCAUCCAUAA
Molecule: messenger RNA, 2238 nt
Organism: Serendipita indica DSM 11827
Lineage: Eukaryota; Fungi; Basidiomycota; Agaricomycetes; Sebacinales; Serendipitaceae
Source: the annotation of a GenBank genome assembly